AUGGCGGUGGUGUCAGGCCUGGUGAGGAGGCCGCUCCAGCAGGUAUCUGGGUUGCUGAGGAGGCGAUUCCACCGGUCGGCGCCGGCGGGAUUGCAGGUGACAGUCCGUGAUGCUAUAAAUCAGGGGAUGGAUGAGGAAAUGGAAAGAGAUGAAAAGGUUUUUCUGCUCGGGGAGGAAGUUGCCCAAUAUGACGGAGCAUACAAGGUUAGUCGAGGCCUUUGGAAGAAAUACGGAGACAAGCGGAUCAUAGACACCCCUAUAUCUGAGAUGGGCUUCACUGGAAUUGCUGUUGGUGCAGCUAUGGCUGGGUUGCGGCCCAUUUGUGAAUUUAUGACCUUCAAUUUCUCUAUGCAAGCCAUUGACCAGGUUAUAAACUCUGCUGCCAAGACUUACUACAUGUCCGGGGGUCUUCAGUCUGUGCCUAUAGUCUUCAGGGGGCCCAAUGGUGCUUCGGCAGGCGUGGCUGCCCAGCACUCACAGUGCUUUGCAGCCUGGUAUGGGCAUUGCCCAGGCUUAAAAGUGGUCAGCCCCUGGAAUUCAGAGGACGCAAAAGGACUUGUUAAAUCAGCCAUUCGGGAUAACAAUCCAGUUGUAAUGUUAGAGAAUGAAUUGAUGUAUGGUGUUCCAUUUGAAUUCCCUGAGGCAGCUCAGUCAAAAGAUUUUCUGAUACCUAUUGGAAAAGCCAAAGUAGAAAGGCCAGGAACUCAUGUAACCGUGGUUUCCCAUUCAAGACCUGUUGGCCAUUGCUUAGAAGCUGCAACAGUGCUGUCUACAGAGGGGAUUGAAUGUGAGGUCAUAAAUUUGCGUACCAUCAGACCCAUGGACAUUGAAACCAUUGAAGCCAGUGUCAUCAAGACAAACCAUCUUGUAACUGUGGAAGGAGGCUGGCCACAGUUUGGAGUAGGAGCUGAAAUUUGUGCCAGGAUCAUGGAAGGACCUGCAUUCAAUUACCUGGAUGCGCCUGCAGUCCGUGUCACUGGUGCUGAUGUCCCUAUGCCUUACGCAAAGAUUCUAGAAGACAACUCCGUACCUCAGGUCAAAGACAUCAUAUUUGCAAUAAAGAAGACAUUAAACAUCUAG
Molecule: messenger RNA, 1080 nt
Organism: Elephantulus edwardii (Cape elephant shrew)
Lineage: Eukaryota; Metazoa; Chordata; Mammalia; Macroscelidea; Macroscelididae
Gene: PDHB
Product: pyruvate dehydrogenase (lipoamide) beta
Exons: 11
Coding region: 1-1080 (359 amino acids)
Biological process (GO): pyruvate decarboxylation to acetyl-CoA
Molecular function (GO): pyruvate dehydrogenase (acetyl-transferring) activity
Source: RefSeq, a predicted model, not a curated record